Molecule: messenger RNA, 2499 nt
Organism: Lottia gigantea (owl limpet)
Lineage: Eukaryota; Metazoa; Mollusca; Gastropoda; Lottiidae
Exons: 11
Coding region: 25-1848 (607 amino acids)
Biological process (GO): protein tetramerization; apoptotic process; regulation of transcription by RNA polymerase II
Cellular component (GO): nucleus
Molecular function (GO): protein binding; RNA polymerase II cis-regulatory region sequence-specific DNA binding; DNA-binding transcription factor activity, RNA polymerase II-specific
Source: RefSeq, a predicted model, not a curated record
AGGUAUGGUAAAUUUCACCGUGCCAUGUCCUCAUCACAGAAUUCCCUGUCGGGAAAUACCAACUCUCAACCCCCAAUGUCUCAGGAUACUUUUGAUUUUCUAUGGAAAACACUGGGGGAUGCUACCAACCAUGGAGAUUUCACACAGAUUAUGACUCGUGAUGUGGAUUACCAUUAUGGCAGUAACGAUGAUGAAGGGACAUCACUCCAAAUGGACCAUUUCAGUAUUAAUCGCAACCCCGAACAUCCCAUUACAGCUGACAUGAUGUUGAAUCCAAUACUGGGUCAGGCAAGUAGUGGUAUGUCCCCUGAUUCUCAGACUAAUAUCAUCGGCAGUACAGCUUCCAGUCCAUACACAGAUUCAAUCACCUCGCCUCCACCUUAUUCACCAACCAGUAAUAAUAACAUCACAUCACCAGUACCUACAGUUCCAUCCAACACAAACUAUGCAGGGGAGUACGGUUUUGAGAUUAGUUUUACUCAACCAUCCAAGGAAACUAAAUCAACCACAUGGACAUAUUCUGAAAUGUUAAAGAAAUUAUAUGUUCGUAUGGCUACAACAUGUCCUGUUCGCUUCAAAACCUGUCAUACACCUCCACAGGGCUGUGUUAUUAAAGCUAUGCCAAUAUUUAUGAAACCUGAACAUGUUCAAGAAAUCGUCAAACGGUGCCCUAAUCAUGCCACUUCAAAGGAACAUAAUGAACAUCAUCCAGCACCAACUCAUCUUGUACGCUGUGAACAUAAAAUGGCCAAGUAUGCUGAAGAUCCAUAUACCAAUAGACAGUCAGUUAUCAUUCCUCAUGAAACGCCUCAAGCUGGCUCUGAAUGGGUCACUAAUUUAUUUCAAUUUAUGUGCCUUGGAUCAUGUGUUGGUGGUCCAAAUCGUCGUCCAAUCCAAAUUGUGUUCAGUUUAGAAAAAGACAAUCAGGUGCUAGGGAGAAGAGCUGUAGAAGUAAGAAUCUGUGCUUGUCCUGGUCGAGAUAGAAAGGCUGAUGAGAAGGCUUCUAUGCCUGUUAAACCAGUAAGCAAAAAAAUGUCACAGAACAAAAUAACAUUUGGUGCUGAAAUAACUAGUUUUGGUCCAGCUGUGAAGAAAAGAAAGAUAGGAGAUGAAGAGGUUUACACACUAAUAGUAAGAGGUCGUGAAAAUUACGAAAUUUUAUGUAAGCUUCGUGAUUCACUAGAGUUAUCAGCAAUGGCUCCCCAGACGCAGGUAGAUGCUUUGAAACAGAAUCAAGUUGACAUCCACCGACAGGUGACCCAAACCAGAAUGGUAUCUAUACCAAGCCAAGAGAGAUCUUCAACACCUCAGAACAAUGAAAGACAGAGUUCUCUCCCUUUCAAUACAACAACAGAUCCUAACCAGGUGACCAGUUCUCAAUUGAGUCAGGAAUUUAUGGAUGAGGUAUUAGGAGAACCUGUAUUGGUAAAGGAAGAACCUGCUGGUAGAAAUGGUGUGAUGGCCAUGUCAGAUAACUCUAUUGCUGGAUGGUUAUCACAGUUGGGUCUAGUGGCUUAUAUUGAUAACUUCCAACAACAAGGAUAUAAUCAUAUGUUUCAACUAGAAGAAUUUACCCUGGAUGAUCUUGAGCAUAUGAAGAUUGGCACAAGUCAUCGUAAUAAAAUCUGGAAGGCUCUAAUUGAGUUCAGAAAUAACCAAAUGGCAGAUGUAGGUUUACAACGAGACUUCAGCAGCGCCUCCACCGCCAGUAUGAAUUCACAAGCCAGUAUCAGUCAAAACAGCACUUACUGCCCAGGAGGAUUUGCUGUCACCAGAUACACAUUUAAACAUACCAUCUCCUUUCCCAGAGAUGAUGAAGAAUCACUAUCGAAGAAACCAAAAGUUUAAAUUUUAGGUCGGUUUUUAACAAAGGUGCAAACUAGUUUGAUGUAUUUUUUAAGUUGCUAUGAAAUAUAAGUGCAUUGUAAAUUUUAAUGAUAAAUCAUGCUCAUGGAAAUUCAAAUCUCAUUCCUAAACAUUCCAUAAAAAAUUGCAAUAUGAAGAUGCAUUUGCAAUUUUAUUUUUUCCUUGCAUAAUGAUAUUCAUAUAUAAUGAAUAUAUAAGGAAUGUGUGUAUUGAGCCUAAAUCAUGAGGCAAUUAUCAUUUUAAAGAGAUAAUAUUUAGAAUUUGACUGCCAACUAGAAAUGGUAUUCUUGUGUUCAUUUUUAACUUUUAUGUUAAAGAGAUGAUGGUGUUCAAAGAAAAAUAACUUGUGUUAUUUUUACAUAAAAUCUCGUAUUUCAAAAUAGAAACAGACCAAUGGGACAGUUGAAGAAAACAAUAUCCAUAAGAUAAGAAAAGAUUGUAGGGUAGAAGGCGUUUCAGGGUUGAGUUAUUGACCUACAGUAAUACAUGAUGCCACUCUGCUGAGGAUUCCCUACAUUCAAUUUGGCUGAAACAUUCCCCAUUGCUGUAUCUAUUUUGAGGAGAAUCCUGGUCUUUUAAAGACAAUGUCCGUCCAACCUUAGAAAUGUUAUCAUUAGGUGAUGUUGUUUGUUC